AUGGUUGGAGAGAUCCAAGUCUACGACAGUCGCCCCUUAAGUGGUUCCGUCAAAGGCAUCUUGAUCUUGUUCCCCGAUGGUUUUGGCCUCGCAUCGCACAACCAGCUCCUCGCUGAUAUGUUUGCUGAACGAGGCUGGACCACCAUUAUUCCAGACUACUUUGAAGGAGAUGCGGUGCCAAUUUCCGUUCUCGAAAGGGAUCAGAGCAGGCCACUAGAUGAGCAAUUCGAUUUGAAGUUAUGGCUUAGCAGGCACCCACACGAAUCAGUUGAGCGUCAUGCAAAGGACUUAUACGAGCACGUUCACAGCUCCAACGACAAUCUAGGAAUUGCAGUGGCGGGUUAUUGCUUCGGUGGUAAAUAUGCCCUACGAGCAUCGUCAUGGCCCGGUGUACAUGUCGCACUGGCCUUCCAUCCCUCAUUUGUCGAGAGAGACGAUAUCGCGGGGGCUCCGGUCGAACCAGGCUGCCGAACCUUUGUUGGGCUUGCGGAGAAUGACGAGAUGGUGCCCAAGACUCUGGGAGCCGAUAUCAGUUGCUGGGCUGCCGAAGCGUCACGCACCAUCACGCAGAGGGUUUUCCCUCACGUUGGACAUGGAUUUGCGGCGAGGCCAGCUGCGACUGCCAAGACGGAGAUGGAGCAGUUCAGAGAAGCAUUCGAGUUUGCUUGUGCUGCUCUAGAGGGUAGUUGA
Fusarium poae is the source of this 690-nucleotide messenger RNA. RefSeq lists its product as uncharacterized. The transcript is spliced from 3 exons. Bases 1 to 690 code for a protein of 229 amino acids. Lineage: Eukaryota; Fungi; Ascomycota; Sordariomycetes; Hypocreales; Nectriaceae. The record is from RefSeq and is a predicted model, not a curated record. Gene Ontology annotation, molecular function: hydrolase activity.